AAAGUUAGUGAUAAUGUGAUAAGCAGUCAGUCAACGUGAGGUUGUGAGCGAGGUUGAACACAGAAAUUGUUUUCUGUCCGUGGGGAGCAGCAAAGUUAAUUGAAGUGCAAUCUGCAAAUGAAUAUUAUCAAUUGUGCAGAAACAUAUUGCAAUAAGUGAAGCAAGAUCGACAGCAGCCUUGUCUGCACUUUGAAACAGAGAGACAGAGAAAAAGAGGGAGAGAGAGGAGUUAAAGAGAGCGAAUGGGAGUAAACAAUAAAACAACUCAAACUGAUAAGCGAAAAGUCAAUAUUUCCAGCUGGUAACUUGGCCGCAACUCAUUUGGAUUUCACACCUUGCGCGUUGCACGAAGACUCACAGUGAAAGGAAAAUUCAGACAGUUGUUGCAGGUGUAGCAAGUGUAGCUAAGUGCCACAUGUUGUCAUGUUGACAAACAUAACGUUUAUCAGCUUGUUGCUGCUGUUGUGGCUGGUGUCUAGUGCCCGUGGCGCCACGGUCACCUGGGGGCAGGUCAACAAAUAUGCCAGCACGUUGCACGCACAAGAUGUUUACCUACCACGUGAUAACAGCACGGAUGCGGAUGCGGAAGUGGUUGCGGAUGUUGUAUAUGGAUUACAGAAUGUCGAUGGCUAUACGAUAACAGCGGUGCACGCUUACGACAUGACGCCGCUGGAGGAGCAUGGAGGAGACGGUGGCACGGCACAGCUGCUGAGUGGUGGGGUGGGUCAAAGACACACCACUGUGCGCUUUAAACGGCACUCGAGAGUCGAUCAAUUGCCCACUGUGCACUUCCAGUUGGUCAUUUAUGGACUUAAUCUGUGAUAGCAGUUUAACAAGUUUCUGUUGCUGUUUUUUAGUCGAAUGUCUCGCAACUUAAUUAAGUUCAAAUUAAACUUUGAAUUCGACGCUGGCAACUUUCUGGUCGACAGCAAGAAAAAAGUGAGAAAGAUAGUUGUUAACUAAAUUAUAAUAAUGUCAUAAUUAAGAGCAUGACUUGCGCUUAUUUAUAUGGAAAAUGAGAAAAUUCCACUGCUUUAUCCUCACUCAGAGAUGACAGCGUGCAACAUCUUGGCAGAAUUUGCGGCUUGCAACACGUAAUGAGAUGCAAAUGCACAGUUGCAUGAACACCCACACAUCCGCACUCUAGCACACGCACACACACACACAUACUUGGCGGUCUGGCUUGCAAGCGUAAAUCGAUUUAAGCGCCUGAUAAACUCAGUUUAAGCAGAUUCCUCACUACCGCCCUCGCUGCACUUAAUAUGCAAUGUGCUCGUAAGAAGCUUCUGGACGAUUAAGAAAUCAUUUACCUACACAUGUCAUACGGACAGGGGAGAGAGAGAAAGAGUGAGCUAUAGAGAGAGAGAGGCAGAUACUACUGCUCAGCCUCUGUUUUAAAUGAGUUGUUUUUAAUUCAGCCUUUAACGAUUAGCACUUUAAAUGCAUCUCUAUCAAAAGCUAUAGUUAAGUUGUAACACUGUGAGUCAAUAAAAAACUUUUGCUCAAAUUAAA
This is a messenger RNA of Drosophila innubila, 1512 nucleotides long. RefSeq lists its product as uncharacterized. NCBI's taxonomy places the organism in Eukaryota, Metazoa, Arthropoda, Insecta, Diptera, Drosophilidae. The record is from RefSeq and is a predicted model, not a curated record. The transcript is spliced from 3 exons. Bases 424 to 822 code for a protein of 132 amino acids.